GACCUUACUACAAUAAUGAAUGGAGGCUCGUAGUAGACUGUAAAGUUUUGCGUCAAAGUAGUUUCAAGUUUGCCUCAAUCAGUUGGAUUUACAGAAGAAAUGGAUUGGCUUCGCAGCUCCGACUCAAUACUUAUGGAGAAGAAACAGAUCGAUACUUCAUAGCUUUUGGGCUGAUACAGUUUGUUUCAAUGGCGUGCAACAGAUGCGAAAUUCAACAGUUGAUCAAUUAAUUUAAGAUACAGCGCGAGUGUUAGGCUACUCCCAGUGUAUGGUUUUGCAGUAGCUGAGUUUGCUAUUUGUCAUGUGAAUUGACAACAUCUGGAAUGUAACAUUUAUCGUUAAGCGUGUUGUGAGCAAUCCAAAAAGAAGAAACAUUUUUAUUAUUUCUCUUGGACUGAGCUGUCAUUUUGCGUAACCAUGGGGAAUAUUGAGAGUGUGGAUGGACAGUCAGAAAUGAAGCAUCACAUAAUGCCACUGAAAGUCCCCAUGCCUGAUCCAAUGGAGCUAGAGGAGAGAUUUGCAUUAGUUUUGAAUUCUAUGAACUUGCCUCCCGACAAAGCCCGGCUCCUGAGACAGUACGACAAUGAGAAGAAGUGGGAUCUCAUCUGUGACCAAGAGCGCUUUCAGGUGAAGAACCCACCACACACGUAUAUCCAGAAGCUGCGGGGGUUUCUAGACCCUGGAGUCACACGCAAGAAAUUCCGCAGGCGGGUUCAGGAGUCCACCAAGGUCCUGAGGGAGCUGGAGAUAUCACUGAGGACUAACCAUAUAGGGUGGGUGAGAGAGUUCCUCAACGAUGAGAACCGGGGCCUGGACAUCCUGGUGCAGUACUUAUCCUUUGCACAAUGUGCUGUUAUGCUGGACUUUGAGGCGCUGGAGAACGGCGAUGACGGCACCCUGGACAAGGGCCGGUCCUGGAGCAGGUCCAUCGAGGAUCUGCACCAGAGCGGCACGCAGCCCUUCUGCAACACGCUGGUGCGCUCGGCUCGCCAGUCCGUCCUGCGCUAUGGCACAACCACCAACAGCAAAACCAUCAAGAACUCCCGGCUAGUCAGCCAGAAGGACGACGUGCACGUUUGCAUCAUGUGUUUACGAGCCAUCAUGAACUACCAGUAUGGCUUCAACCUGGUUAUGUCCCACCCCCAUGCAGUCAAUGAGAUUGCACUGAGUAUGAACAAUAAGAACUCCAGAACAAAGGCCCUGGUGCUGGAGCUGCUGGCUGCUGUGUGUUUGGUCCGAGGGGGGCAUGAGAUCAUCCUGUCUGCCUUCGACAACUUCAAAGAGGUGUGCAAAGAGAAGCAUCGCUUCGAGAAGCUGAUGGAGUACUUCCGCAGUGAGGAGGGCAACAUUGACUUCAUGGUGGCCUGCAUGCAGUUCGUCAACAUCGUGGUCCACUCGGUGGAGGACAUGAACUUCCGGGUUCACCUGCAGUACGAGUUCACCAAGCUGGGCCUGGACGACUAUCUGGAGAAAUCGAAGCACACGGAGAGCGACAAGCUGUCGGUGCAGAUCCAGGCGUAUCUGGACAACGUGUUUGACGUGGGCGGACUGCUGGAGGACGCCGAGACCAAGAAUGUGGCCCUGGAGAAAGUGGAGGAGCUGGAGGACCAUCUGUCCCAUGUGACGGAAAAGCUGCUGGAGGUGGAGAAUGAGACCAUCAUGAAAGUGGCCGAGUUGGAGAAAACGCUCCUGCAGAAAGACAAGGAUCUCUUGGCCAUACGGGAGACGUACGAGUCGGCCAGCACGCAGGUGCACACGCUGCGGCGCAUGAUGAAGGAGAAGGAGGUGGCCUUCCAGCGGCAGGCCAACAUCGAGAAGCGGCUGCUGGAGCUGGAGCAGCAGGGCACCAUCCGCCUGCGCAAGAAGCCCGACGGCGACAUCUCCAUUGAGGCGCUGAGCGCCGCCGGCGGGAGUGGCCUGGCCGGCGUGGUGGGGAUCCCCCUCGGCGACCUGGGAGGCGCCCUCCACGCCGGAUUCCCGCCGCCGCCAGCGGACGCCCUGAGCGGCAUGGGGUCCAUGCCCCCCAUGGUUGAAGCAGCGCCACCCCCACCGCCACCCCCUCCACCCCCACCGCCACCUCCACCACUUCCAGGUCCCAACUGUAUGGUCCCACCACCUCCUCCUCCUCUGAUGCUCGAUGGUCCAUCUAUGGUUCUCACCACUGGCCUAUCAGCUAUCAGGAUAAAGAAGCCGUGGAAGACCAAGUUCCGCCUCCCUGUCUUCAACUGGACAGCGCUGAAGCCCAAUCAGAUCAACGGCACCGUGUUCAACGAGAUCGAUGACGAGCGAGUGCUUGAGGAGCUGGAUCUGGAGAGGUUUGAGGAGUUGUUUAAGACCAAAGCUCAGGGCCCCGUGGUGGACCUCAUCAGCAAUAAGAGCAAGGUCUCCCAGAAGGUCUCUCAGAAGGUCUCGCUGCUGGACGCCAACCGCUCCAAGAACCUGGCCAUCACACUACGCAAGGCCAACAAGCCCACAGAGGACAUCUGCAAAGCCAUCCAGAUCUUCGACCUGAAGGCGCUGCCGGUGGACUUUGUGGAGUGCCUGAUGCGCUUCCUGCCCACGGAGUCGGAGGUCAAGGUGCUGCGGCAGUACGAGCGGGAGCGGCGGCCGCUGGACCAGCUGACCGAGGAGGACCGCUUCAUGCUGCACUUCAGCAAGAUCGAGCGCCUCACCCAGCGCAUGAACAUCAUCACGUUCGUGGGCAACUUCACCGACAACGUCAACAUGCUGAUGCCGCAACUGAAUGCCGUCAUUGCAGCUUCAGCUUCAGUCAAGUCAUCCCCCAAAUUAAAAAGAAUGCUUGAGAUCAUUUUGGCCUUGGGAAACUACAUGAACAGCAGCAAGCGAGGCUGCGUUUAUGGAUUUAAACUCCAGAGUUUGGAUUUGCUACUGGACACUAAGUCUACAGACAGGAAGAUGACACUCCUUCACUACAUUGCUCUGACCAUAAAGGAGAAGUACCCUGAUCUGGCCAACUUCUUCAAUGAGCUGCACUUUGUGGACAAAGCUGCUGCAGUGUCCUUGGAGAAUGUCUUGAUAGACGUGAGGGAGCUGGGGAAGGGCAUGGAUCUGAUCAGGAGGGAGUGCAGUCUCCAUGACCACUCCGUGCUCAAGACUUUCCUGCAGACCAACGACACCCAGCUGGACAAACUGCAGAAGGACGCCAAGACAGCAGAGGAGGCCUAUAACAAUGUGGUGCACUACUUCGGAGAGAGUCCCAAGACGACUCCGCCAUCUGUGUUCUUCCCGGUGUUUGUUCGCUUUCUCAAGGCCUACAAGGACGCGGUGGUGGACAACGAGCAGAGGAAGAAGCAGGAGCAGGCCAUGCGCGAGAAGCUCCUCGCUCAGGAGCAGAAGGAGCAGAACCCCAAGGCCCAGGUGCAGAAGAAGCGGCAGCAGCAGCACGAGCUGAUCGCCGAGCUCCGGCGGCGGCAGGCCAAGGACCACCGGCCCGUCUACGAGGGCAAGGACGGCACCAUCGAGGACAUCAUCACAGUGUUGAAGAGCGUACCCUUCACCGCCCGCACAGCCAAGCGGGGCUCACGGUUCUUCUGCGAAACCAACCUCUACGACGAGUCCAACUGCUAGCCCCAAACCCCCACCCCACCCACAACCCCUAAUGCUAAGAUCUCCGAAGCCAGCCCUUCCUGCGAGCUGACGCGGUGAUCCGGAAUGGGUGGAAGCGACCCUAAACACCCUCUUCCCCCCUCCUCCUCCUCCUCCUCCUCCUCCUCGUCCUCCUGCUUACACCUCCACCCCUGGGUGUGCUCCCUCAACCCCUUCGUGCUCCCCUCUCGCCCGAUGUUGCCUCUCCCUGCAGAUUACACUGACUAAAAGAAGACAGAAGCAUUGUGAUGGGUUUUUUUUUUUUUUUUUAAACAUGUGGGUGGUGCAUUUUAUUUCAUUUAUUUAUUUAUGGGAUUAAAUUCCUUAAUGGACACUGCACUGGAGGCUCUCUCUCCCCGUUGGCUAACAAACAGGCUUAAGACCAGAUUGAGUAUACUAUUAGCUGGACGACCACUUCUGCUCUACAUGCAAACAGAGAAGCACACAUUUGGACACACACCAAAGUGAGAGAGACACACUCUCACACAAGCUAAGAGUGUGUGUUUAGAGUUUGCCAACACAGGAAAGAGGGCUUCUGUGGGAACCCCUGUGAACGAAGUCCAUUUUGUAUCCCGAACGUCCAGAGGAACUGUUGACAAAAUGGCCAGAGACAGACAGUGCGUCGACCCUGAAGUGCCUGCCAGCAAAGAUCCCAUUUCCACUAACAUGGAUUUCCUCAUAUUGUGCAAUCCAAGCAGGACUGUUUCUGUGUAUCGGAGGACAGUCAAGUCAAGGUUCAGAGGCAGAGCAGCGAAUCCCCUAACUCAAGUUGCUGUGGAUUGCCAGGAGAUGUGUCUCCUCUCUCUCUCUCAAAGGGACAGCAGCCUAGCAUGGGAAAUGAUUGGUAAUGGCUUCGCUAGUCAAACCAAACCUCUUUUUUUGUUACUCCGUUGUCCUUUUAUAGAAGUGCCUUGUUAUUGUGACAGUAUUAUUUCUUAAAUAUGUUGUUUAAGUCUGGUUAAAAAAAUACUUGUUUUUUAAAUGUGCUUUGUAUAAUAACAUUGCUUAAAGUGCUGUACAUACAUAUGCAAGUUUUGAAGUUGAGUUGAUUAGACAGAAUGUGCAUUCCUAUGAUGAAUUUUAAGUCUUAAUUAAGGAGCAUAGUUACGUGCCUAACGAGAAAGGAGUCAACUCUCACUCUUAUUGUUAUCGAGCGUCAGAUGGGGACUGCACAAAGCGUGAUGAAGACUCCCGCACACGUCCCCAGGAAGACCACCUCCUUAGACAGAGCACAUUCUCAUACCUGAAACUUUGUGCCUUUAUUUGCCCACGACAGCCUUGAGCUACCCUGUAUCUGUACCUUUACAGAAAUCCACAACAAUGUCUCUUACACCCCCCCCCCCCCCUCAAUAUGAGGUUAAGCCUCCAGAACUCAUCACUGUUCUAGAAUCAGAUAAACAGAAUUGAGGUGAGCUAAUGAACUGCGGAACUUACAUGUCGGUUUGUUUUUCGGUCUCCUUUGACAGUUGAGGAUUUACAAAGGGGAUUGCAUGACUUGUUUUUCUCCCCCAUGAUGACUAAGGAGUCGAUUACUUUACAUGCCCAUUUUACAGAUAUGUACUGUAUCGUAAUCUCUACCGAGUUAUAACAUGCAAACUAUGUCCAGCCUUCCGUGGCCAAAUUACUUAGUGAGAAGCCUCGGUGAUGUUCUCCAGAGCUGCGUCUAAUGGAGAGUCUCUUGGCUGUCACUGUUCUCCCAUUAGUUGCCUUCAGUCAGGAAGUGGAUGGGAAUAAAAGUUAAUGUGGGGGAUUUGAGCCCAUCGCUGGAACCAUUUGGAGUAAACAUCUCCCCAUGUCAUUUGAAGCUGAAAUUGGGACCUUCGGACAAAGCAAUUGUUUAAGUCAAAACAACCAUCGAAUAAGCAAAAUGAUUGUGAUUGUAUUCACAAAUAGAUUUUGUUUGAAAAAGGGACAUCACACUACUUGUAUUGCCUUAAUGUUUUGGACAAACAGAAGUAUAUGCAACACUACCCUGACGGUGGGGAACUUCUAAACAUAUAUAUCUUUUUUUUUCUUGUAAAUUCGUAUGAGAAUUUGGAAAAGCAUUUUUUUUUCUCAAAGAAGAUUAAAUUGAGCCUGAUAUGUGAUGCAUGUUAUCUUUGAGAUGACAAUAAAACAUCCAAACAACA
Molecule: messenger RNA, 5735 nt
Organism: Sardina pilchardus (European sardine)
Lineage: Eukaryota; Metazoa; Chordata; Actinopteri; Clupeiformes; Clupeidae
Gene: fmnl3
Product: formin-like 3
Exons: 27
Coding region: 418-3588 (1056 amino acids)
Biological process (GO): cortical actin cytoskeleton organization; regulation of cell shape; cell migration
Cellular component (GO): cytosol
Molecular function (GO): actin filament binding; small GTPase binding
Source: RefSeq, a predicted model, not a curated record